AUGGUACAACUAGCAAUCGACGUCAGCAAAGUCUUUGACGUUAUCACCAUAGCUUCCAUGGUAUUGUGGUUUGGAUACGUCAUCGACAUGAUCUACAUUUCGAUACGUAGUAUGCUAGAGCUAAAAAGUUUUCGAUUGAUAGUUCUAUGCUCACAGAUGUUGAAUAUAUCCUUCUUUUUUGUGUGGUUGUUAAUCGUGGUUCGCAUGUAUACCCGUACGGAGAAAGAAGCGAAUUUGGCAAUACGAAACGUCCAUCAAAUAUGGAACAAGUACUACUCGAACGGAGAUAUAGAUGAAAAAAUGCGAAAUCUUCAGUUGAUUUCGCUGAGGAUGCUAAAUACCAAGCUGCAUUUCACCGCUAGAAAUUUUUUUGCUUUAGAUCAUACUUUCUUUCACAUGAUGAUAGGAGCGGUUACGACCUACUUGGUGAUUUUGAUACAGUUUCGAGUUUAA
This is a messenger RNA of Zophobas morio, 453 nucleotides long. RefSeq names its product putative gustatory receptor 28b. The record is from RefSeq and is a predicted model, not a curated record. The coding region runs from base 1 to 453 and encodes 150 amino acids. Gene Ontology annotation, cellular component: dendrite; axon; neuronal cell body. Gene Ontology annotation, biological process: chemosensory behavior; sensory perception of taste; male courtship behavior. The transcript is spliced from 3 exons. Lineage: Eukaryota; Metazoa; Arthropoda; Insecta; Coleoptera; Tenebrionidae.